GUUUUUUCUCCUGUUUACGGCGGUGUUUGCAAAUGAAACAUUAGUUCUUAAAAAAAAUACUUUACUUUUAAGAAAUAAGAGAUAUUUAUCAUUUCCAGCAAGUAGCAAUUUUCAGGUCUCAAUGGCUUUCGUUAGCAACUUUCAAAUAGUACAGCCCCAAGGAUGGAAAAUGUUAGUAGAAUGUGAUUAUCCAUUUGCUUUGCCAAGUGAUACAAGAUUAUUUAAAUUUCACAAACUUGUACGACGCAGUUCUGUUGAAAGAAAUGAAAUUCUCUCUGGUUUAGAAUCUGCCCUUUCUCGGAUUGGAUUAAAUGGCACUGCAUGUUUAAAUCAAAUGAUAUGUCAUUCUAAACGUUUUGGUUUGACAAAAGGAAAAUCAUUAGUACAGGAUAUGUUGCAUACAAUUUUUGAGUCAGAACAAGAAGAUUUUAAAAUAGAUUACGAAAACGUUUGUUCUCCGAGCAAUUUUCAAGAAUGUCCCAUUCCACUACUGGAUCUUAUUGUCAACAGUAUGACAAAGAACACCCAUCAAUAAAAUCUUCUGUUUUAUUUUUAUAGAAGUGUGAUUAUAAAUUGUAAUAAUUCUAUUACCAAUUUUAUA
Molecule: messenger RNA, 601 nt
Organism: Aethina tumida (small hive beetle)
Lineage: Eukaryota; Metazoa; Arthropoda; Insecta; Coleoptera; Nitidulidae
Exons: 4
Coding region: 122-535 (137 amino acids)
Source: RefSeq, a predicted model, not a curated record